Molecule: messenger RNA, 1326 nt
Organism: Microthlaspi erraticum
Lineage: Eukaryota; Viridiplantae; Streptophyta; Magnoliopsida; Brassicales; Brassicaceae
Source: the annotation of a GenBank genome assembly
AUGGCUUUUACAGAUGGGAAAGACGAUGGACCUAAAGGAUUUGUGAAGAGAGUGGCUUCAUCUUUCUCCAUGAGGAAGAAGAAGAAGAAUGCAACAAGUUGCACAGAAGCCGGUGAACGAAAGUUACUUCCAAGAUCGAAAUCAACAGGUUGUACUAACUAUGAAUCCAUGAAGCUACCUAAGAAGAUUUCAGAUGUCACAAUCAAAACAAGGAUCAAAUCAUCAUCUGGCGUCACACAGCUACCAAGACGAGAAAAGAUCGAUGAUCGUGGUGGUGAUGGAACGAACAAUAACUUUGGCAAAUGGAGAAGCUUUGAUGACAGUGAUUCAAUAUGGUUAUCUUCAGAUUGUGCAUCUCCUACUUCGCUUCUUGAAGAACCAAGGUUAUCUGUUACGUUUCGUUUCAACGUUGAUGAGAGUGUAGUCUCUUGGUUAUCAAAUCUUGCCAAUACUUCUCUUUCUCUGAAUCAUCAUCAAGAACCAAGUUCCACUAUAGACCGUUGUAGAAUCCCAAGGAACACUAAGGAUCAUUCAGAGAACAUUCAGAAGAAAGCUUGUGCUCCAAACUCCACAGUUUCUGAUUCUAAUACUCAAAGUUCACAAGGAAAGAGAGUUAGCUUCUCACCAUCUUCAGGUACAGAAUUUGAAUCAGAGAAUCUUUCUCCUUCAACUUCUCUGGCUCAUGAGAAAAGUGAGGAUUCUAAGAAGAGUAGUAAUGUUGCUGAUGAGCCGCUUUUCUGGCCGUAUGAGCAGAGAUUUGAUUGGACGCCAGAGGAUAUAUUGAAGCAUUUCUCCAUGUCACCACGGAGAAAGAAGUCAUUGGUUGCCAAAGUUACCUCUCCAAGAUCCAUGAGAGCACAGCUUCUCCAGACAAGGAAAGUAGAUCUUAAAGACGGGUGUAAGAGAAAGCUUGUGUUCAACGGUCCUGUAACAAACGCAUCGAAGAUGCCAGAGCUCAAACGAGCAAUCAGCCAUAGCAGCAGCAACAACAAGAAAAACGACAGUAUCAAGAACGAGCCUGUCAGGAACUGCGUGAAGAGGAACAAGAGUUUGCCGUCAAGACUGAGAAAAUCAAGCAAAACAUGUUCAAAAGUUGUACCUAUAGAAGCUUCUGAAGAAGUGAUCGCAGCAGAGAAAGUCCAAGAAGUGGAAAUAACAGCAAGAAAGCUCAUGAACCGCAGAAGCAAGACUAUGCUGGAAGACGAUUUCGCAUUGAUGAAUGAUUUCUCAAUAGAAAACGCAGUGGGGCUUGCCGAGUUCAGUGGUCGAGAAGGUAUAGAUUCAGAAUUUAACUCUGACACUUUCUUGUUCGAUGAUUCUCUUUGA